Anolis carolinensis (green anole) is the source of this 8646-nucleotide messenger RNA. It is a transcript of the gene ubash3b, whose product is annotated as ubiquitin associated and SH3 domain containing B. The record is from RefSeq and is a predicted model, not a curated record. The coding region runs from base 196 to 2175 and encodes 659 amino acids. Gene Ontology annotation, biological process: negative regulation of signal transduction; collagen-activated tyrosine kinase receptor signaling pathway; regulation of osteoclast differentiation. Gene Ontology annotation, cellular component: cytoplasm. The transcript is spliced from 14 exons. NCBI's taxonomy places the organism in Eukaryota, Metazoa, Chordata, Lepidosauria, Squamata, Anolidae. Gene Ontology annotation, molecular function: protein binding; protein tyrosine phosphatase activity.
AGGAGUGCCUUUGGCCCGGGCUGGUCCCCUCCUUCGCCAGGAAGCGCUUCUUGCAUCAGUGCGCCCGGGCUGCCUCGCCAGCGCCUUCCUCCGCCUCCAAAAGAGAGAGAGAGAGAGAGAGAGAGAGAGAUCGGGAGCUGCGCCCUUGGAGAAGCAGGAGGAGAGGAAGGAGAAGAGCAUGGGCUCCGUGGCUGGAUGAUCGCGCCUGGGCUCUGCAGCCCGACCCACGCCCUGGCCAUGGCUGCUGCCGCGGCGGCCACCUCCAGGGCGGACCUCUACAGCCAAGUCACCCCGCGGAGGACCAGGCAGCUCCGGCCGGGCACCAUCAAGCACGGCUCCGCGCUGGACAUCCUCCUCUCCAUGGGCUUCCCCAAAACACGAGCGCAGAAAGCCCUGGCGUCAACCGGAGGUCGAAGUGUCCAAGCGGCAUGUGACUGGCUGUUUUCCCACGUCUGUGACCCUUUCCUGGAUGACCCUCUUCCUCGGGAGUACGUCCUCUACCUGCGCCCCACGGGCCCCUUGGCACAGAAGCUCUCCGACUUCUGGCAGCACUCCAAGCAGCUGUGCGGGAAGAACAAAGCACACAACAUCUUCCCCCACAUCACACUCUGCCAGUUCUUCAUGUGUGAAGACAGCAAAGUCGACACCCUUUGCGAAGCUCUGCACACCACCGUGACCCGGUGGAGGUGCAAGUUGCCCGCCCCGUUGCCCUUGGAGCUCUACACAUCUUCCAACUUCAUCGGGCUCUUCGUCAAGGAGGAGAGCGCAGAAAUCCUCAAAAAGUUUGCAGCAGACUUUGCUACAGAAGCCUCUUCCAAAGCUGAUGUCCACGUCGAACCCCAUAAGAAGCAGCUCCACGUGACGCUGGCUUACCACUUCCAAGCGAGCCACUUGCCCACCCUCGAGAAGCUCGCUCAGAGCAUAGAUGUCAAGCUGGGUUGUGACUGGGUGGCGACAAUAUUCUCCCGCGAUAUUCGAUUUGCUAACCACGAGACCCUGCAGGUGAUCUACCCAUAUGUACCACAGAACGAUGACGAGCUGGAGCUUGUGCCUGGGGACUUCAUCUUCAUGUCUCCCGUGGAGCAAAUCACCACCAGCGAAGGCUGGAUUUAUGGGACCUCCUUUGCAACGGGAUGCUCAGGAUUGCUACCUGAAAACUACAUCACCAAAGCGGACGAGUGCGGCACUUGGGUGUUCCACGGGUCAUACUCGAUUCUGAACCCCUCGUCUUCCUCUUCCCUUCUGAUGUUCACCGACGGGGUGAUGGAUCGAAGGCUACAAGAAGAUCAGGGACCAGGAGAUACUGGACCACUAACUAUUUUUUGUCAGAAUAUGCAGCCUUUAAGGAUUACUAACCCACCGGGGCCUCAGAAAAGAUGCCUUUUCGUUUGCCGCCACGGAGAACGGAUGGACGUCGUGUUUGGAAAAUACUGGCUCUCACAGUGUUUUGAUGCCAAAGGACGGUAUGUGCGCACAAACUUGAACAUGCCCCACAGCCUACCUCAACGAAGUGGCGGAUUCAGGGAUUACGAAAAGGAUGCCCCCAUCACCGUGUUUGGAUGCACGCAAGCAAGGCUGGUCGGUGAGGCUCUUCUGGAAAGCAACACCAUCAUCCACCACAUCUAUUGCUCCCCGUCGCUACGCUGCGUACAGACGGCACACUAUAUUUUGAAAGGUUUGCAGCAAGAGAACAGCCUGAAGAUUCGAGUUGAGCCGGGUUUAUUUGAGUGGACAAAAUGGGUCUCUGGGAGUUCCCUGCCCGCUUGGAUCCCUCCUAUGGAUUUAGCUGCGGCCAAUUUGAGUGUUGACACAACAUAUAGACCUCAUAUACCUGUAAGCAAGUUAGGUAUUUCGGAGCCGUAUGACACGUACAUCAGCAGAAGCUAUCAAGUAACGAAAGAGAUCCUCAGCGAAUGUAAAGCCAAAGGGGCGAAUGUUUUGAUAGUGGCUCAUGCUUCAUCGCUGGAGGCCUGUACCUGCCAGCUCCAAGGACUGUCGCCCCAAAACGCCAAGGACUUUGUACAGAUGGUCAGAAAGAUUCCAUAUUUGGGCUUUUGUUGCUGUGAAGAACUUGGCGACACGGGUUUGUGGCAACUGACGGACCCCCCGAUCCUUCCGCUUACUCACGGACCAACCGGCGGCUUUAACUGGAGAGAAACUUUACUGCAGGAAUAAGAUGGAAAGACACGACUGUAGUGCAAGAUUGGAACGUCUUCGUCUUCUUUUUUAAAUUACUGACAGAGGAGGACAUUAUUCAUAACCCUCUCGAUGGAUUUAAAAAAUAACCCUCUAGCAUAUCUUCCACAGAGUGGUGUUUGUGCGUCUAGGAAAAAAAAAUAGGUCAGUGUAGACGCAUGCUUGGAUCGUGGACAAAUAUUCAUGUGCUCCAAACACCCUCUCACUCGGUCUCUAGGCUUCUGUCCAGCAGAAAUGUCUUUGUGACGUAAGCUACUGAGCUUUAAUAUAUGAUUUUUUAACAAACACACACACACAAAACACCUUGAAUGAAGCUCCAAGGAGGAAAACCAGUCUUCACUGCCUUCUGCGUAACGUUAGUCACAAUUAGGAUGCGCUCUAAAUUGUGGAAUUGUGUUGUUCGUUGGUCUCUUAUUUUUAAUGGAAUUGAACUGUGCCAUUUUGUUCUGUGGCAUUUUGGGUAGCGCAGACACAAAUGGCCCAACGUCAUCUUUAGCUACAUUAUUAUACCUCCGUUCUGCAAGAUCCCGCUCUGCCUCCCAGAUAUCGUGGCGGAAAAUAGGGCCGUGUUCUUGUCGAGCCUAGCGUAGGAUCACGUGCCACGUUUAUUUCCAUUUGAAGUGUGUGAUAUAUAUAUAUUUAAACGACAAAAGGGAGGUCUUGGUGGGAACCAAAUUUAGAACUGAAGGGCUGGUUCCCACGUCAUUUCAACUUCUCCGCACUUGAUGACCUUCAACCAUGUUAGCAAAACACUGUGUUUCUGAAGGCACAUGGAGUUGCCGAGUGUGGUCUUGGGUCUAUAUUGCCACAUUCACCCUCACCAUGAAUGAGCAUGCUCACAAGUGUCCCACGAUAACCAAAAUGGUGAUGUUGAUGGGCUUCAUGGUUUCGGUCCUGGGCAACUACUCAAUCCUAUGAACCACUGGUGCCAGCUAUGUUCACCACUUCUUUUCGUGUUUCUGUUUUCCUUUCCAAGAUGUGCAGCACCAUGGACUAGGACUGUUAAGGAGCCAUGUUUACUCUUAGCAGGUGUUUCUUUUCUUAAAGAUCAGAGCAACAGAGUCAGAUCAUCAUCAUCAUCAUAGGUGAUACCUUGUGGCCAGGUUUGAUUGUCUUCCAAGGAUAGAGUCUUGGUGGUGACUCCAUAAGUGACUUUGGAGACCUGUUCUGGAUCUGCAUGUUCUUUCAUAGUGAGAACACAUUUUCAGAUGGAAGGUGGUCCCAACAAGGGUUUGCUUGUUUCUCUCGGCACAUUUCUCCCUUUCAUCCUCUAUUUGUUCCUCUUCAAAAUCCAUCACAAUGUUGGUGACAGUUGACCUCCAUUUAGAACGCUCAAGGACCAGGGCUUUCCAGAUGUCAGUGUUUAUACCAAAUUGUUUUUGGUUAGUUUUAAGUUCAUCUUUAAGCUUGUUUUGUUGUUUGGUUGUUCCUCGCUUUCCUGUGGACCAGCAGCCAAUAGUUCAUGGACCAACACUGAUCCAUGUACUGCUGCCUUGAGUUGCACUAUAUCUAUGUGCACCAUGGACAUUCUCAGUUCUUCAUGUAAGGAAAAGCUCUUCAUGAUUAUUCGUCAGUACAGCCAGGAAAUCAGAAGAUGUUUCCUUCUUGGGAGGAGAGCAAUGACCAACCUCAAUAAAAUAGUGAAGAGUAGAGAGAUCACACUGGCAAUGAAAGUCCGCAUAGUUAAAACAAUGGUAUUCCCCUAUGGAUGCGAGAGCUGGACCAUAAGGAAGGCUGAGCGAAGGAAGAUAGACACUUUUGAACUGUGGUCUUGAAAGAAAAUGCUGAGAGUGCCUUGGACCACAAGAAGAUCCAACCAGUCCAUACUCCAGGAGAUAUUGGUCAACAUCUCUCUGGAGGGAAGGAUAUUGGAGGCAAAGAUGAAGUACUUUGGCCACAUCAUGAGAAGACAAGAAAGCUUGUAGAAGACAAUGAUGUUGGGCAAAGAUGGAUGGAUGUUAUCCUUGAUGUUGAAGGAGCUGAAGGUGUCGACGGCCAACAGGGAGCUCUGGCAUGGACUGGUCAAUGAGGUCACAAUGAGUCAGAAGUGACUGAAUGAAUAUACAACAACACAGCCUUGGAUGUUUUAUUCAGGUUACCAAAUCAUGGUUGUGUUUGACGAGCUUUAUCUUCAUUGUUCCUAAAGGGUCAUUGGAAAUAAUUUUUAAAAUUACAGCUCCCAGAAUCUACCCAUGUUAGCUGGGAGAUACUUGGAUCUACAAAAUGAAAGUUUCCAAUACAGUAGAGUCUCACUUAUCCAACAUAAACGGGCCGGCAGAACGUUGAAUAAGCGAAUAUGUUGGAUAAUAAGGAGAGAUUAAGAAAAAGCCUAUUGAACAUCAAAAUAGGUUAUGAUUUUACAAAUUAAGCACCAAAACAUCAUGUUAUACAACAAAUUUGACAGAAAAAGUAGUUCAAUCCGCAGUAACGUUAUGUUGUAGUUACUGUAUUUACAAAUUUAGCACCAAAAUAUCACGAUAUAUUGAAAACAUUGACUACAAAAAUGCAUUGGAUAAUCCAGAAUGUUGGAUAAGCGAGUGCUGGAUAAGUGAGACUCUACUGUAACUGCAAUUGUCCACAUGAGAGAGAAUAAAUAUAUACAGAUCAUCAAAUCCAGUAUCAUAACCUAGUAUUCCUCCUGAGCAACUCUUAACAUUUUUCCCCAGUGCCAGACUAUUUUAAUUGUAAUUUCCCAUUGUGUCCAAUGCAUUCUGUGGAAGUCCAUGGCUUUCAAGUUGGAAGUGUAGUAAAUCUACUUUAGGUUUUUGCUUUUUUGUUUUUUCAGGCUUAGGAAAACCAGGAUCCCUGUUAAAUAGGAGUCCUGUUUACAUGAAUUAAAAUGGCCAUGAGUCCAUUGAGUUCAGGAUACGAAGGGAGGUUGAAGUGCAAAUAAAGUACUAUGCGUGCAUUUCUGGGACAUUGGUAUUAGAAGAAACUAUGUUUUUAUAUGAGAUCACCUGAAACUGGUGAAAGCAGCUUUGCAAUUUGUUGACCAAAGUAUUUGUUUGAGGUGCCACUAAUAUCUUUCCAUGUCUGCAUCAAAGCUUUUAUUAAUAUAGAGGGCUUGAGGAUUUGGCCUUUACCACUAACUUCAUGGUGCAAAUCCUUUCAUUUUGGAUGUAAGAGAAGUUCCUUUCUUACUCAGCUGAGCCUGGACUCAAAGCAUCUGGAGAUACUUUCCCAUGUCAUGCAACUAGGCCAAGGUGAAGACUUCCAGAAGAAAUUUCACAUCAAAACAUAGAUAAAAAUGAGAACACAACUAGGCAUUGCCUGAACAAAGCAUUGGUUCUCUUGGUCCUCAUUUACAAAUGGAAGAAAGUUGACUUAAGAUUUAGAGACAAUGUUUCCUAAGGAAUGAAAGUGUGUUAUCUUCUUCCAACCUUCUCCAAUCUAGCAACAUCCAGACACGAUGGGCUCCGGUUGCCAUGUCACACAUGACAUCAGAUUGGGAAGAUCUCCUAUGUUUGAAGGACCAAUAUGUGUGCAAUCCUUUUUCACAAAACAGCAAUUGCCUUUCUUCCCCAAGAUAUUCUCACCAUCGGUCCUUUCAUUUCGCUAUCCAUGUUUCAUGAUGAUUAUCCAUCCAUUGCUUUCAAAAACAAUGGAUGGAUAAUCAACAAGUUGUAGGAUUCAGAUAAAUGACAGGGCCAAUCCAAGCUUUGACCCCUGGCCAACUUGGAGAAAGCUUAAUUCAGUUCACAUUUCCAGCCUAUCUACAUUAUGCAGUUAUACAAGGGUUGAAUGAAAAGUAAUGCCUCCACCUUCGUAAAUUGUUCAGUAGACUCUCAUCUACAGUUAGUUCGAUUUGGUGGGAAGCUUUAGCAAUGAACGGUUGUGUUGUUAAAGUGCAAAUUAUGGAACCCUGCACAGAUGGUCGGUCAAUGCGACUUAAGCAACAUCAUUGAAUUUUUGACAGCAGAAUGUGUCACCCCAAAGGAGAAAGGCAUCACCUUCAUUCUCGUAAUGCGAGAGGAGUUCCUGACAAAUUUCAAGUCUGUGCAAUUUCAUUUCAGGUGUCAGCAUCCUGGGUGCCCAUUGUACACAGAUCUUCUGAUAGCCAAGCAAAGCAAUAAUGUGACCCACACAUUCUUGUGAAAUGCCGAUUAUGCUUGAAAUUUCUCUCUGAGUGAUAUGACGAUCGUCCUGAAUCCAUCUGUCAACCUUUUGCUUGUGAAACUCGUUGCUUGCUGUCACAGGACGUCUAACUCUUUGUCAUGCAAGUCAGAUGUUCCCACCUCAACAUCUUUAAACUUACUCGCCCAAUGACGCACAGGACUAACAUCAACACAAUCCCCAUAAACAGCUUGCAUUCUCUGAAUAAUCUCCUUUGGGGUGACACCUGCUGUCAAGAAUUCAAUGACUGCAUGUUGCUUAAGUUGCAUUGACCGACCGUCUGCACAGGGUUCCAUAUUUCGCACUUUAACAACACAACCGUUCAAUGCUGAGGCUUCCCUGUCUGUGCAAGGUUCCAUACUUCACACUUUAACAACACAACCGUUCAAUGCUAAGGCUUCCCUGUCUGUGCAGGGUUCCACACUUCGCUGUUUAACAACACAACCGUUCAAUGCUGAGGCUUCCCUGUCUGUGCAGGGUUCCAUACUUCGUACUUUAACAACACAACCGUUCAAUGCUGAGGCUUCCCUGUCUGUGCAAGCUUCCAUACUUCGCACUUUAACAACACAACCAUUCAAUGCUAAGGCUUCCCUGUCUGUGCAGGGUUCCAUACUUCGUACUUUAACAACACAACCGUUCAAUGCUAAGGCUUCCCUGUCUGUGCAGGGUUCCAUACUUUGCACUUUAACAACACAACCGUUCAAUGCUAAGGCUUCCCUGUCUGUGCAGGGUUCCAUACUUUGCACUUUAACAACACAACCAUUCAAUGCUAAGGCUUCCCACCAAAUGGAACUGUAGACUAGAGUCUACUGAACAAACCAGUACCUGCCACAUACCAGUUGAGAAGUUACGAAGGUGGAGGCAUUACUUUUCAUUCAACCCUCGUAGCACUAUGAUUCCAAUGUAACUGCCAUGGCAACAUCCUGUGGAAUCCUGGGAUUUGUAAUUUAGUAAGGGUUUAAAAAAAAUCGAAUGUAGCCCUAGCAGUUUACAAUGGAAACAUAACGCAAUUAUUGUAUAGUGUGAAUAGGCCUUUCUUCUUGUGUAUAAAAUGGAAUUACCUCUAAUAUGAAAUUUUCGAAGGAGCAUCCAAUAGGCACUGAACCGAAGCAGUCGACGGGAAAUUAUUACUUGUGUGCAAUAUGUAUAUUUCGUACUUAAAGCAUACUGCGUACAUUUGACCUGGAAAGGGCAGCAGGGCAUUUUUCCAAUGCAUUUCUUUUUAACCAGGGAUGUAUAGUGACAAAGUUAGGGAGAUAAAGCGAACGAUAGCAGGAAAGCCAACUGCGUUGUUUGUAUUUUGUUACUGCUGCUGGUAUUUUUGGAAUAUAUAUAUAUAUCCAUAUAGACACAAAGACACAUAGAGAGAGAGCUGUAAUUUAAACUAUUUUUGGCUAUGUACAGAAAUUCUGAAAAACGAGCGAGCGUAGCGUAUGUAUGCCUUCUCCAGGAUCUGCUUUUUUUGUGGAAAGACUUUUCAUGGACUUUGAGCCAAGAAUGACAAUCAAAACCAAAAUGUGGGUCGCUGGUGUAUAUUUAAUACGGGGAGGUGGCUUUUCGGUCGGGGAAAGGAGUGUUUUUGCACUAACCGUUUGCAAGUUAUUCGUACUUAAUGUACUGUACAGAGUUACGCCCGAGUCGCAAACAAAAUGUACCAAACGCUUCCAUUAACGAAACCAUUGUUCCUUGGGUCGUUCUCAUAUAAUUCCCUUAUUAACAAACUAGUUGGGUUACUUAGCUAUUUCCACUGAUAUUCUAUGAACAUUUAUUUGGGAGUAAAAUACCACUGAAUGUUUCUGAAAGUCUCAGAAAGCAUGAAAACAUUGAAGAACCCGUUUUAUUCAGGGAUGGAGAGAAAAGGUCCUUCAAUAAUGUCAUACAAAAAAAAACUAUUUUUGGAUGAUUUUGGGGAUUUUCCCCCCUAAAUGUUAACUUUCUCCAAAGAACAAAAAGAAGGAUUGUUCACAGUAUUUUUCGAGGAAAGUUUAGUUUCUUUUCUAAAGGAACCGGUGCUAAUAAAGCAACAUACCUUAAGUUCGACGCUUGGAAAAGUCAGUUUUUGAACUUUUUGGACAUGCUGGUUGGGGGAUUAUGGGGUGUAAACACUUUCCCAGGCUCUGUUCUAUUGUUGAAGAGAUUUGCAAGAAAAAGGGAGAAAAUGGUAUGCCUCUUUUAAAAGACUUUCGUUAGGAUCCGGCGCGGUUAUUAUUUCUCCCCAAAAAAGUUCGCGACUGAUUAUGUUUGGUUUCUGUUACUGCUCAUCUUCCACAAUGUGUCACUAGGGAAAAGAAUCACAUUGAUCUCAAUAAAAAGAAAGUGGUCAGAAUUUCUCACAAA